AUGUGUUCCUUGAAACAAAAUACGGUAUUUUUUUAAAGGGACACAUAUUUUCUCAAAAAUAUCUCGAAGCGAUGUCUUUCUCUGUCUUAGAUGACGUCAUCAGACUCCCGUCGUCUCUCGUCUGACCCGAGGGGCAAUUUUCUAUUGGAGUAAAUGGUCGUGUUUUAUUAGUUAUUUUUUAGAGUUUCCGCGGAGAUGUGGAAGCUAUGCCCAAAUUUUGAAUUUUUGAUCAAAAACUUAUAUUUUCAUAUAUAUAUAUAAAUUCAAUUUUUAUUCCAGGGUACCAGCAAACGAAAUCGCCCCCAUUGGACAAUUCACAUUGUGGUUACGGUAAGUAUUAAUUAUAAAAUAACAGAGAACUUCUGAAAUAUCCGAAAAGAAACUAAUAAAAUUUAGAAUUUUCUUGAUUUUCAUUUUUUUUAUUAGAAAAUCUUCAAAACUCUGGAUUUUAUUAGUUAUUUUUUGGAAUUUCAGCGGAGAUGCGGAAGCUAUGCCCAAUUUUUGAAUUUUUAAUCAAAAACUUAUAUUUUUAAUCACAAAAUUUAUUUUUUUAUUCCAGGGUGCCAAUCAACAACUGCGCCCCCAUCAACAAUCAAUAUUGGCGAUUUGGUAAGUAUUUAUUAUAAAAUAAAAGAGAACUUCUGAAAUAUCCAAAGAGAAACUAAUAAAAUUCAGAAUUUUCUUGAUUUUCUUUUUUUUUUAAUUAGAAAAUCAUGAAAAUUCUAGAUUUUAUCAGUUAUAUUUUGGAAAUUCAGCGGAGAAAAAUAAAUAAAUUUCACCACAAAAGUGCUGGGCACAGUACUGUUUUUCUCUGCUUCUAAAAAUUUUCCAGAGUAGUAAAAGUUACAUCGAUUCAUAAAAGAAGUUCAUUCAUUUUUCUUGGAUGUGCAUAAAUAAGGAAGUUUCGCGGCGCAGAGAGUGUAUUGACAUUUUGUAUUGGGUCAAUUGUACAACCCUUUGAAAAUAACCCUAAAAAAUUUAACCCUCUGAAAAUAAAUAUCCCGCGGACUUGAACAACCCUCAGAAAUAACUCAUUGAAAUUGAAAUUUCCUAGAAAAGGGUGUUUUUUUUAGAGUUUUUUGAAUUACGAGAAGUGAAUUUCAGAAACAUGAUUAUUCAUUCCGGAUAAUUACUAAAACAAUGUGAAAUUUAUACUUUUUCACCUUUAGGGUUAAUAAAAAGUUUUUCUUAGAAUAUAUUUUUAGACAUUUAUGUCAGAGUUAUUCACAAUAACUAUGAUUUACAGUUAUUGUGAGUUAUUUUCAAGCCCUCAGAUUCAGAAGGAAAACAUUCUUAGGGUUAUUUUUUUCCAAGGGUUGUACAAUUGACCUGGUUUUCAGCUUAAAAACUAGGGAAACAGUGGUUUUCUCUCGAAAAUCCGUGAAAAUCACAAUUUUCAGCUUUUCCCUGACCCGAAACCUUGAAAUUUCGAAAUUGAAUGUUUGUGGUGAGGGAAAAGCUGGAAUUGUAGCCAAAAAUCUGAAUUUUCAGCUUUAAAAAAAUGUUUUUUUUUUCAGUUUUGCUCGAUUUCUCUGGUCAAUCAGGUACAAAUUUGCGGUUUUUUCGGUCAGUUUGCAUUUUGUAUUGUUCCGAAUCAUAUAAAAUUCGUAGUUUCAAUAGAAGAAUUUUUCGCAGGUACUUCGAUUUUGGGAUGAGUUGGAUCGAUUCGACGAGGAAAAUGUCGAUUCGGAGACAAUUUGA
Molecule: messenger RNA, 1701 nt
Organism: Caenorhabditis angaria
Lineage: Eukaryota; Metazoa; Nematoda; Chromadorea; Rhabditida; Rhabditidae
Source: the annotation of a GenBank genome assembly